AUCCGAAAAAGAAAAUAAACGAGAAUGGGUGCAGAGGAAGAGCAGCGGCUGGAAACAAAGGGAGGUGGGCCCGUGGAAAGGCCCAGGCUCAUAUCGGAGUCCCAAUUCCUCUCAUGGAAGCGCCAGAAGGAAGCCGACUCAUCUGCUAGAAAGGCAGAAGUGGCACAGAAACGUGCCGAAGAUAUAACGGCAGGAACAAUACAAAUGAAUGGUCGUGAACUUUUCCAGCACGAGCCUUCGGUAUUUGAUAAUACCCGCUACUAAUGUUCUUGAGAUGAGCUCCAUGGACUGAAUUGCAUGUCACCGACAUUUUGUUGUCCAAUUUACAGGUUCAUUUCUGGAAUGUACUAUAGAAGUGAUCAUGUCAAAUGGAUACAACUAAGAAAAACCGUUUAACGGUGACGCUUGAUCCAUUUUGCCUCAAAUACCCUUCUUUUUUCUUUUUUUUUUUUUGGUUGGAAGUUUAUCAACUGCAUGAGUCGUAAAAUAUGGGGAUCAACCUGGGUCCUAAACCUCAGGACUACAAUGUUUCACUCUUGAAUUGUUGACAUUGAAGAAAAUGAUUUCUGAUGAAAUGUUAUGACUUGAAAUCA
Molecule: messenger RNA, 593 nt
Organism: Magnolia sinica
Lineage: Eukaryota; Viridiplantae; Streptophyta; Magnoliopsida; Magnoliales; Magnoliaceae
Exons: 2
Coding region: 25-264 (79 amino acids)
Source: RefSeq, a predicted model, not a curated record